CUUUUUCAGCCUGUGCCGAUACAAGGGAAGCUACUCUGUUAUCGUGGAUGAUCUGAAGUGCUGUUAAAAACAAUUGUAAAGGAAAUUAAAAAAAUAAAAAGUACUGUUUAGCCUGGUUCCUGACGCUAGUCUUCGGGAAUUGGAGUGAAUUCUUGCUGAUGCAACAAGUAUAAGCCAUUUACUUUUUGAGAAAAGACUGCCAUCCUACUUCAACAAGCCAUGUUAAAAUCAUUGGUGUCAGUUAUGAUUAGGCAUCACAUAAGGGUAUUGCAGUGUCCUUCCAAUUGUAAACCAGCUCAGAUGCAAAGAAUUUGUGGUUUGCAUGUGAGUCCCUGUUUACAUAUUUUGGAUAAAGACCACCAAGGCAAGAGGUCUGCAGAAAAAAUGAGAAAAGAGGAAGAAGAAAUCAUUGCAGACAAGGCUGAUGGUGUGCAACUGGAUCUUCCAAAGCUUGAUUCCAUUUUCCCCACGCUUGAGACACAUGGUAUGGUUAUUGAUGGUGUCCGGUUUGAUGAGCUGCCCAUUGUCCACAUAAAGGCAACUUACAACAACACUAUCAUCACAGCCACAGAUCACAAAGGGUUACCCGUUGCCAGUGACUCAGGGGGGACUGUUGGUUUUCGGAAUGCCAGAAAAGGCACUAACAUAGCUGCACAGGCAGCUGCCGUAUCACUUGCUGAGAAAGCAGUAAAGAAAGGUUUGAGCCUGGUGCGUGUAUGUGUGAAAGGUAUUGGACCUGGGCGUCUGCCAGCCAUUAAGGGUCUACAAAUGUCAGGUCUCACAGUUGUGUCAAUCACAGACACCACUCCUCUUCCUCACAAUGGAUGUCGACCCAAGAAACAAAGGCGGUUAUGAUGAACAUAAACCCACACUUUUGAAGUUGUUAUUUAGUGUCCUGGAUUAGUCCCACACUGUGCUUGAGAAAUGAAAGAGUGUUGAUGAAAACCAGGGCAACACGUGCUUUGUUUUUUGUUUUGUUAUGGGUGGUUUAAUGUUCCACAUCAUACACCAGCUCAUGUAUGUGUACAACAAAGUACAACUCAACCUUUAUACCCCCCCAAAGAAAGUAAUAAAGAAACAGUAG
Pomacea canaliculata is the source of this 1084-nucleotide messenger RNA. RefSeq names its product 30S ribosomal protein S11-like. Gene Ontology annotation, molecular function: small ribosomal subunit rRNA binding; structural constituent of ribosome; mRNA 5'-UTR binding. Gene Ontology annotation, cellular component: ribosome; mitochondrial small ribosomal subunit. The coding region runs from base 220 to 855 and encodes 211 amino acids. The transcript has 8 exons. The record is from RefSeq and is a predicted model, not a curated record. NCBI's taxonomy places the organism in Eukaryota, Metazoa, Mollusca, Gastropoda, Architaenioglossa, Ampullariidae. Gene Ontology annotation, biological process: ribosomal small subunit assembly; maturation of SSU-rRNA from tricistronic rRNA transcript (SSU-rRNA, 5.8S rRNA, LSU-rRNA); translation.